GUGGGUUUCCCUAUUUUUUGUCGUUCUGCAGGUGGUGAUUGUUUGGAUUUUAUUUGAUAAGGAUAUUUUACAAUUGACUCUCUCGUACUUGUACGAAGUGUCCUCUUAUCGGGAAUUACUAAAAUGUUUUUAAACAGCGAAUUUGUAGUUCAAUCACGUUGGCCGCGAGUGAUCCUUUUUGGGUAAAUAUGUAUAUUAUAUACAAGUAAAAUUGUGCGAGAUUCCUUAUUGUCAUUUCGUGUGUGGAGCAAUUAGAACAUAAUUCGUCCGCCAUGCCCAAAAUGCUAGAAAGUUCACCGAACGCGGCUCUGGAUAAGUCCCUGAUACAGCACUAUCUCACCCUGCCCAUUCCAGACGGGAAAUGCCAGGCCACCUACAUCUGGAUAGAUGGAUCCGGAGAGAACGUCAGAAGCAAAACCAGGACGUUGGAUUUCGUUCCUAACGAACCAUCAGAACUACCCAUAUGGAACUUCGACGGUAGCUCGACCAACCAAGCCGAAGGCAGCAACUCCGACGUGUUCCUCUACCCCGUCGCCGUCUACAAGGACCCCUUCCUCAGGGCCAACAACAAGCUCGUCCUCUGCGACACCUACAAGUUCAACAAGAAACCGACGGCCACCAACAGGCGCUUCACCUGCGUGCAGGCCAUGGAGGCGGCCAAAGACCACCGGCCCUGGUUCGGCAUCGAGCAGGAGUACACGCUGCUCGACAUGGACCUGCGGCCGCUCGGCUGGCCGAAGAACGGCUUCCCGGGGCCCCAGGGGCCCUAUUAUUGCGGCGUCGGCGCCAACAAGGUCUACGCCAGGGACAUCGUCGAGGCGCACUACAGGUGCUGUUUGUACGCCGGCAUCAACAUCAGCGGCACCAACGCCGAGGUCAUGCCCGCCCAGUGGGAAUUCCAAGUGGGCCCGUGCGAGGGCAUCUCCAUAGGCGACCAACUGUGGGUCUCCAGGUACCUUUUGCAUCGAGUCGCCGAAGAUUACGGCGUCAUCGUCACCUUCGAUCCCAAACCGAUGGAGGGCGAUUGGAACGGGGCCGGAGCCCACACUAAUUUCUCCACUAAAAUUAUGAGAGAAGACAACGGCAUCGUCGAAAUCGAAAAGGCCAUCGACAAAUUGAGCAGGAACCAUCUCAGGCACAUCCAAGCCUACGAUCCCAAAGGAGGAAAGGACAACGAGCGCCGUCUGACGGGCAAACACGAAACUUCCUCGAUCCAUGACUUCAGCGCCGGAGUAGCCAAUCGCGGCGCCAGCGUGAGAAUUCCCCGGGGAUGCGCCGAAGAGAAAAAGGGUUACCUGGAGGACAGGCGACCGGCCUCGAAUUGCGAUCCUUACGCCGUCACCGAGGCUAUUGUCAGGACCUGCAUCCUCAACGAAUAG
Phyllotreta striolata is the source of this 1379-nucleotide messenger RNA. The record is from the annotation of a GenBank genome assembly. Lineage: Eukaryota; Metazoa; Arthropoda; Insecta; Coleoptera; Chrysomelidae.